This is a messenger RNA of Penicillium malachiteum, 681 nucleotides long. RefSeq lists its product as uncharacterized. The record is from RefSeq and is a predicted model, not a curated record. Lineage: Eukaryota; Fungi; Ascomycota; Eurotiomycetes; Eurotiales; Aspergillaceae. Bases 1 to 681 code for a protein of 226 amino acids. The transcript has 4 exons.
AUGGCUGCUCCUGCUGAUAUCACGAUCAAGAACCUUAAUGGACAAUGGGUGAUGGACUCUAGCCUGUCCGACCCUACGGACCCUAUUCUAGCUCUGCAAGGCAUGAGCUGGUUCCUCCGCAAGGGACUCUCAUAUGCUACUGUCACUCUGCACAUUCAUGAGUAUACUGACUCUGAAAACCCGUUGGUGUACCACAUCGACGCCGACCAGGUCAUCACUGGCGGUAUCAAGGGUACAUCCGAGCGACGUGUACUAGACUGGACAGAGCGCGAGCAUACCGAUGAUAUCUUCGGUACUGUCCGUGGCCUUUCGAAGAUGGUCCGAGGUGCAAAGAAUGAGAAUGGCAAGCUCGUCCCAUCUGUGGAGCUGCAAUCCAGAGUCGGAGAGCCCGAGCUCGAUGCCAAGGUGCAGAAGUUCUUGCGUGGAGAGAUCCUCCUAGAUGGAUCCGAAAAUGAGGGCUUCCUGCUCGAUGAGGAGGGUGCUGAAUUUGGUGAAGGCGAGGGCUUGUUUGUGCACAGCUGGGUUGUGAACGAAAAGAGCCAAUGGACUGCUGAGCAGACCUGGGGAUUCGAGACCAUUGGAGGAGAGCGCCGUUAUGUCCGCCGUGCUGCUGUUGUGAAGAAUGGCCAGGUUGAGCUCGCUCGUCUGGUUUACACUUUCAAGUCGCGACGGGCUGAGUAG